GCUCCCCGCGUGGGUGCCGUGUCUGCGCGGUUGCAUAUUGGACCCGCCUUGCGUGGGAAGUAAAUGGUCAUUGGGUUUUAAACGUUUUUCAAGGAUGACGAAAACCCAAAGAGUGGGCAAUCAGCUGCCUAACAAUUUACCUCAGUUGCAGAACCUGAUCAAAAGGGAUCAUGAAAGCUAUCAAGAAGAGUUUGCUCAGCAGUGGCGGCACUACCAGUCAACCCUGCAAGUCUUCCGGCUGCAGCCUGACCAGUACAGCCAGAACUUGGAUGAGCUCACAAUGUUUGUGGCACAGGUGGCCCACUGCUACCCGCAGACAGUGUCUGCAUACCCCCAGGAGCUGAUGGACACCCUGCGCCAGUACAGCACCGUCAUCGACGCUGAUAUGCGGAUGACGUUCUGCAAGGCGCUCAUCCUGCUGCGCAACAAGAACCUGCUGGCGCCGACGGCGCUGCUGGAGCUAUUCUUCGAGCUGCUGCGCUGCCAGGACAAGGGGCUGCGGGACUUCCUGCAGGGCCACAUCGUCAGCGACAUCAAGAAUGUCAACGCCAAGCGCAAGAACAUGAAGCUGAACACGACUCUGCAGAACUUCAUGUACGGUAUGCUGCGUGACAGCCACGUCAAGGCAGCCAAGAUCGCCAUGGAUGUUAUGAUCGACCUCUACAAGAAAGGCGUGUGGAACGACCAGAAAACCGUCAACGUCAUCACAACGGCACUCUUCUCUAAAACCACCAAGGUGAUGGUGACGGCGCUGAAGUUCUUCCUGGGCAAGGAUGAGGAUGAGGAGUCUUCUGACAGCGAGUCCGAGGACGAGACAACUGCGGCCAAAGCUGUGAUUUCUUCGUCGAACUUCGGGAGAAAGACCAGAAAAAAGAAGAAAUCACUGGAGAAAGCCAAGGCGUUGACAAAGAAAUCUAAGAAGAAGAAGAAGACGGGCGAGUCGUUCAACUUCUCGGCGCUGCACCUAGUCAACGACGCCCAGGGCCUGGCCGAGCGGCUCUACAAGAAGAUGGAGUCGCUCAACGAGCGCUACGAGGUGAAGCUGAUGAUGAUGGGUCUGAUCGCUCGUCUGGUGGGCAUCCACGAACUCUUCCUCUUCAACUUCUACCCGUACCUGCAGCGCUUCUUGCAGCCACACCAGCGAGACGUGACCAGGAUCCUGCAGUACGCCGCCCAGGCGUCUCACGUGCUGGUGCCGCCGGACGUGGUGCAGCCUAUGCUGAUGACGAUCGCCAACAACUUCGUCACAGAGCGCAACUCGUCCGAGGUCAUCACGGUGGGGAUCAACGCCAUCCGCGAGGUCUGCAUGCGCUGUCCGCUGGCGAUGGGGGAGGACCUGCUGCAGGACCUGGCCCAGUACAAGAAGUACCGUGACAAGAACGUCAUGAUGGCAGCUCGCUCGCUCAUCCAGCACUACCGACACACGCACCCCGAGCUGCUGCACAGGAAGGACAGGGGCCGGCCAACAGAGGCCACUGGCGAGCUGGAGCGGCCGGCGUACGGCGCUGUGAGCGCGCGGGACUACAUCCCUGGUGCCGAGGUGCUGGAUCCGGAGCAGCCGACCGCCGACGACGGCCGCGGCCAGGAGGACGAGGACUCGGACGGCUGGGUGAACGUCUCGGACGUUGAGCCAGAGGAAGACGAGGCUGAAGAGGCUGCCGCCGAGUUGGGUGAAGAGCACGCUGCCGACGAGGAGCCGGAGUCGGACGAGGAGUCCGACGAGGCCGGGGGCGAGGAGGAGGAUGAUGACGAAGAGGAGGAGGAAGAGACCGGCGACGAGGACGCUGAUGAGACGGAGUCUGCCCCGGGGCAGCGAUCCAGGACGUCAUCAGCGGGUGACAGCAAGUCUGUAGCGUCGGGCGGGCGCGCCUCGUCGGCCUCCAGCGCGCUCUCGCGGCAGGAGAAGGCGACGCGAGCCUCGGCCGUGGUCGCGUCCCGCCUGCUCACCGACGCCGACUUCCGGCGCAUCGAGAAGGCACAGAUUGCCAAGCAGCUGGACCCGCUGCGCAGGGGCGGCAAGCGCAAGGCCGAGGAGCUGGCCCAGGAGGAGAGGGGUGAGAUCGUGACCCUGAGGAACAUCGAGAGGAUCCACAAGAAGCCGAAGGCGGACAAGGAGACGCGACUGCUCACCGCUCAGGCGGGCAAGCCGGACCGGGAGGAGACCAAGUUCGGCCGGCCGAAGGGCAGGGUCAAUCCCAACGCCAGCACCACCAACAAAGAGAAGAAGAAAACCAAGAACUUCAUGAUGCUGAGACACAAGUUAAAAAACAAAACCAAGAAGUCGUUCAGGGAAAAACAGAAAUCGUUGCGGGAUUCAUUAUUGAAACGGAAGAAGAAGUCGAAAUACUAGGUACAAAAUGCGGACGCUGCUGCGAUUGUAUUUUAAACUUCACCAGCAUGUCUGAUGGACGUUUGCGCGCGUGCGCAGCGACUCUGUGGAGCGCAGGAUCCUUGUCCGUCAUUGUGUUUGACUGUGAUUCAGGUGCAGUGGACACCUGUGUGACGUUGAUGGACGACGAGCCUGUACGGUGUGUACAACACUGCGGAAUACACUCGUGCCGGAGCACGUGUCUCGUC
Molecule: messenger RNA, 2577 nt
Organism: Pollicipes pollicipes
Lineage: Eukaryota; Metazoa; Arthropoda; Thecostraca; Pollicipedomorpha; Pollicipedidae
Product: protein SDA1 homolog
Biological process (GO): ribosomal large subunit biogenesis; ribosomal large subunit export from nucleus
Cellular component (GO): nucleolus
Source: RefSeq, a predicted model, not a curated record